UGUAGAUAAUCCUAUUGAAAUAUAACGAUUUUCAGUCUAAAUCCUAUUUGUUUCCUAACCUAUUCUUACAUAAUGUAAUACGACCCAAUCCAAUUAGAUAUUCAUUUAAUACAGUUUUUUUUUAUAAAAUCAAGGCAGCUUUCUACAUACAAUCUCUUAACUGCACGACUUCAAGAUGAUGGAACAAAUUGAUCGCGCCGGACAAGAAGAGUUCAUAUGGGCAAUGAGGACGAGAGCGUUGCUGGACCUCGAGGAGGAUUCGCAGAGUUGGCGCGAGAGCAAACUGACCGAUUACGAGUCAUCAAUACACAACGAGAGAAGAAAAACGCAGAACGCGUACGAGCAUCACCUGAAGAACCUGGCUUCCUUCGUACCUGACGAAGUGUUAGUCAAUUGCAACGAUUACAGUUCCAGGCAUAUCGAAGGAUGCAUUUUGAUCGUUGAUGUUUUCGGUUUUCCUGAAUUGUGCGAGAAGUACAACAAGAUUGGUAAAGGCGGUACAUCACGACUGACGAACGUGCUGAACUCGUACAUCGGCACACUGGUGCAGUCUCUAAUGAUGUACAAUGGAGACGUCAUCAAAUUCUCAGGAGAAGAGGUGAUGGCCUUCUGGAAGUGCGGCAUCUCCUCCAACGAUAUGUCCAUGCAGGAGUGCAUCCAUCAAGCACUGGACGCGGCUCUGACCAUCAAAAAGACGCACGGCGAAUACGAAACGGACGUUGGAGUUUUCCUAUCACUCAAACUGGUCAUUUCGGCUGGUCAGGUUUCCUUCGCCCUGAUCGGAAACGAAAUUCUGACAGAUUUUGUCAUCGUCGGUGCAUCGAUAUGGGAAGCCAAAGGCGGCGGUGAUCUCGUGCCUUACGGCGAAAUCAUCAUCUCGAUUAACGCGUGGGAUUUCAUCAAUCACAACGAGUACGAGUACGACAGACUCGACAACAGUAAUAAUUACGUCAGGGUGUUUGGCGUCAGUAGACAUUGGAGAAGUACCCAAAGAAAUACCACUAAAGAAGCAGUUGAAAAUAUGAAUGCGGACGGAGAUUCCAUAUAUUCCAUGGAUUCGGAUCGGCAAAAUAACGAUAUACAUCACAACAUUUUUGAAAUACGACCGUGCAUCGGUGAUGCUAUCAAGAGAGACCUGGCGACUGAUUUACGUAAGUACAUUGUGCCCACGGUUCUCAAAGUGAUCGACAUGAACGAGGGCAUCGAAAACCUGACGGAGAUGAGGAACAUCGUCAUCGUGCUGAUGCACGUGGAGGUGGUAAAGUCCGAAAUCGAGGAAUACAUAAAGCUGGUGAACAAAAUAUACAACACGAUUUCCGAUAUUUCGCACGGCAUGGAGGGUUGUCUCAAUAAAAUCUUCUUCAACGACAAGGAUCUGCAGUUUUUGGUGAUAUUCGGUCUGCGCGGUUUCAUCCACGAAUUGGACAGUCAGAGGGGUUUGAAUUGCGCCCGACGCUGUCACAAGCAAAUCUUGCAGGUGACAGGUAUAAAGUCCAUCUCGGCAUCUGUGACUACAGGGCUCUCGUUUUGCGGUGUAAUUGGUCACAAUCUGCGAAGGGAAUAUUCCGUAAUUGGACUGUCUGUGAAUAGAGCGCAAAAAUUGCUGAGCGCUUUUACGAAUAAAAUAUCGUGCGACAGGCAGACGUUCUUCCACAGCAAAUUGGAGGCGCGGAAUUUCCUUCUGCUCGAUUCCAAAGCGCUGAAGGGUGUCACGAAUCUGGGACCAAUCUACGAAUACGUGGAAUUUGACAGUAUAUUGGCGGAUUCUCGCAACGAUUUCAGCCACUUCCCCAUAUUAGACAGGGUCAAGGAAAUUACCAUGUAUACAAGAAUAUUGAAGAACGUGAGGGAUAUGGAAAAGGGCAUGAAUCUGAAGCAGCUGAAGCAACAGAUAAAGGCGUCGGCGUUAGUGAUAUUCGGUAAUCCGCGACAAGGAAAAACCCGUUUAACUGAAGAAAUCCUGUUCUGCACGCCUUUGGAUGUGCCCAUUUUUAGGAUAAAACUGAUCGCUUCGGAUAAAGCUGUUCCGUAUCAGGCCAUACGGCUGUUGUUUGCUGUUCCAUUGGGAAUCACAGACAAAUCGAACGUGAACGAUCGAGAGCUGAAGAUCACGUUCAAGUUGAAACACAUGCCCGUGCCGGAGCUAAUCUGCGUAUUGAACAACAUCUUCAAAGUUAACUUCUCCAAGACCGAGCUGUUUAUGGGACUCUCGGAAAAGGAGAAGUACGUCGCCUGUAAAAAGACGCUGAAGCAACUAUGCCAUGCCUGUUUCUCCAAGGUUUGGGUGCUCGUAUUGGAUGGAGGUGAAUAUAUUGAUGACGAAUCUUGGCCUUUGAUUUAUUCGAUGAUGGAAACGUACACGGUCGUCUUGGUGAUCGCUAUGGCAUCGAACACUUACAUGAACUAUAUGGUCAAGCACAUCUUGGAGCAGCCGAAGGUACAAGUUAUGCAUCUGAAACCUAUUGAUAAAUGGUUCCACAUCGGACUGGCCUGCCAAAUGUUGAACGUGCACGGUAUUCCCGCAGAGCUCGAAAGGAAAUUGCACGAGAAGAGCAAUGGGAAUCCGGGAUGGAUAGAAAGUUACCUAAUCAGUUUGUUGCAAUCUGGUGAAUUAACCAUAAGUCCGAUUCCUUUGAAUACCAUCGAAGAAUGUCCACUCAUAAUUCCACCGAAAGAAAUGAUGGCUAGGGAUUUUGCAGCUACAGCUGCAAUCGAACAUGCCCAUAGUCAACUUACGUUGAGCAACGAUUAUUAUGCCGCACUUUUGCACGACAAAUGGAAAAUAUUCAAAAAUUCAUUUCGGGAUAGUACCACGAACAUAGUAAAUAACAUGGUGAUUCUAACGGAGACAAAGCCUGCAGCGAAGGAGGAAGAUCACGAUAAAAUAAAUACUAAGCUGGAUUUGAUCUAUACUUAUGCAGAAAAUAAGGACAGCGAAUCUUACGUGUCCUCGUCGAUUCUGGGCUCGUCCGUGUCCAAGACGGGCAUCAAGAUGGUACCCCUCAUAGAUAUUUGUCUUAUUACAGAAGGAUCAAAAAUAGAUGAUAUCGAUCCAGAAUUUUCACUUGACGUUAGGAUUAUGAAGAUAUACGAUUCUCUUACGUCAUAUGAGCAGUUGCUGUUAAAAUGCAGCGCCGUGAUCGGAGAGGUGUAUUCGAGAGAGAUGCUGAUGUACGUGAUGAACUCGCAGGAUUCUUUGAAGACGGCGAAAGCGGUACAGAAACUGUUCGAGAUCGGAGUGCUGGGCUGCGCCGGAGGAAAAUUCACUCAACAGUUUACUAAUGCCAUCUUGAACGCACCGGAGAUUAACAGCGACGAAGAUCACAUGAUCAUUUGCAAAUGCAUCGGAAUUAACACGCCCGAUUACAUGAAGUUCUUGCCGAAUUACGCGCUGUGCGGCUAUCUGAGAUUCAAAAUACCAUCCUUCCGGGAAACAACGUACAACAUCCUGACGCUCGAUCAGAAAAAAGAGUACCACGCGAAGGCGAUCCGAUAUCUGGAGAAGAAAACGCGAAAGUGCAUAAGCUGCGGCGGAGGUCCGCUUGUCAAGUUGAUGGGAAUUCGUUACGAUCAGGUCAAAAAAAAGGAUUGGAUGAACAAGCGAAAGACGAAUUUGGUGAUGAGAAAGGAUACGGUCGCGCAGAGAUCGUCUUUCAGCAUUCUCGAGAACUGGGAAACAUCUUCAAAGGAUUUUCAGCUUAAGAAGCAGAGCAAGAGCAGCUUAGAUUUUAAGAGAUCCAGUCAGGAUCCGAGGAAAUCUAAUUAUAGCAUCGCUUCUCAAGAUACGAAGCUGAGGGAAUUUUCGUCGUUGAGAGAUAUAAAUAAACUGAAGAACAGGAUAUCUCUAAUACGAACUUACUCGGAUUUAGAUUACAACGAUUGCGACUGCUUCCGCAUAUUGGAUUGCAUGUAUAAGCAGUUGAUAGAACAUUGCGAAGGAGCAGAGGAAAUGGAUAAAUGGUUGUACGCUAUAUUAGAAUACAGCAGUCUUUGCAUUAACAACUUCAAUAGGCCUUUGGCACUGAAGAUCUUGUUCAAUGCGUUGGACGUUUUAGAAGAAAACCAAACUCUUAUUGUGAAACCGGAAGAGUAUUGGAAGUUGCCUUACAUAAGGGCGAAGAUUCUGACGCUAAUCGCGAUAGCGCGUUUCGAGAUUGGUCAAGUCAACGAAGCCUACAUCAUUACCGAUUUCGCCCUGAGAACAUACGGCUACAAGUUCCCCUACAAAUCAACACUGAGAUUGAGACUGCUAGAAAUCAUACAGUUCGUGAAGUUUAACUACUCCUCGUCCAAUACAACGAAAGAUGAUUAUAACGCCGAGUAUUGUGAUAACGUUUCCGAGUGUUUGAAUCUGAUGUCCAAAAUAUUUAUGUACUUGGGUGAUUGGAAUAACGCGGAAUUGGCUGCGAUUUGGAGUUUGCGGAAAGCCUUGGAGUCGGAGAAAAACUUCUUCGUUCUAAUAAACGCGUACACGAAUAUGAUCUGCACGGCUCUUCAUAAUAAGAAGUACUUUGUUUUGGUGUCUUUGGAGAUCAAGGCGCUAUUGUAUAGCAGAUGCUAUCGGGGGGUGAUCGAACCCAACGACCUUUUUGCGAUCUACGAACUGUAUUCGUGUAUAUUUUUAGCCAGAAUUACGCGAGGUGAAUUGACGGAAUGCUUGAAUAUUGGAAACGUUGUGCACAAUAUAUACAAUUCGCUCGGGAAUAAAAUCGUAGUGCACGAUGUAUUGCCGCUGAUGGUGCAGGUUCUGCUGCUGAUGAACAAGGUGAUCGAUGCUGUCAUCAUCAUCACCGAUAUGCAGUACACGUUGGCGGACAAUCCGGAAAGGAGCGGACAAGCUUGGUAUUUCGCGUUGUGCAUCAGCUUCCACUUGGACACUGGAUUUUUCAUUUUACCUAUACAGCGUUGCAUCAAGUUCUUGGAUACCAACAAUGUGAUCACGACUACUACCAAUUGUUCAGCGGAGAAGAGAAUGUAUACUGCUCUAUGGCUUUGGUGCCUAAGAAACGAAAUGUACGAGGAUGCAAUACUUUGGAAGGAGAAGGUGGAUGCAGUGUGGUCUUUCAAAGAUCAGGAUGAUUUGGUGAACGCUUUUACAGCGUUGUACUAUAUGGAAGCUCUGCUGCUGUUGGCGAUCAAGCAAAUGGAUAAGAAAAACAUAGUCGUGAUUGAUAGCGUUUAUGCGGAAAUAGAUAGUUUAUUUCAAAAGUUGGAUAUGAACGCCAAGAUAUUCAUCAUAAUAUACCCAAGACUAUAUCACAUGAAAGCUCUUUAUGCGAUGAUCAAGAUCAAUGAUCUGGAAGCCUUCAAUUUCCUGCGGAAGGGACAACGGCUCGCCGAAACGAACGGGAAUUUGUACGACUCCGAAUGGUUGAAACAUUCUGAAAUGGCUUGGUCCCACGACAUGUCAGAAAUGGAACGUAACCUGUGGCUGGAUCACGCCGUCAGCGACGAACUCUUCUACAACGACAUGGAAUCAUAUGAUAUGCAGAUAAGUUAUUACACAUUGGAGCCUCCCACAUAUUUGUAAAAUAGUGAAUUUCUAACAGAAAAAAAAAACAACAAAUAAAUGGGUAAAAUUAA
Nicrophorus vespilloides is the source of this 5583-nucleotide messenger RNA. RefSeq names its product adenylate cyclase type 10-like. Lineage: Eukaryota; Metazoa; Arthropoda; Insecta; Coleoptera; Silphidae. The record is from RefSeq and is a predicted model, not a curated record. Gene Ontology annotation, molecular function: adenylate cyclase activity. The transcript is spliced from 29 exons. Gene Ontology annotation, biological process: intracellular signal transduction; cyclic nucleotide biosynthetic process. Gene Ontology annotation, cellular component: cytoplasm. The coding region runs from base 176 to 5530 and encodes 1784 amino acids.